Molecule: messenger RNA, 1848 nt
Organism: Lottia gigantea (owl limpet)
Lineage: Eukaryota; Metazoa; Mollusca; Gastropoda; Lottiidae
Exons: 5
Coding region: 1-1848 (615 amino acids)
Source: RefSeq, a predicted model, not a curated record
AUGAGUGAUUUCAUUCGUUAUCAUACAGGUGUACAUAGAUAUCUAACAUUUUUCUGUAUAAUAUUGGUGGUGUCAAUUGUUUUGUAUUUGGUACCACAUUCUUCACCGUGUGGCUGUACUAUAUGCAAACCAAUUAUUUUAUCAUCGUCAAAUCACAGACCAAAACCCGAUGAGGUUCAAAUGGCCAAGACUGAAAAACAACUUGUUUACAGAUCAUUUAAGCCCAAAUAUUGCUCAAUGAAAAAGUCUAAACCACACUGUGUUGGUCCAAAUUCUAUCUAUCAUCUUGGUGUUAAUCAAUCUAUCGAUAUAGUAACGGCCUGUUUUCCCACUGAGGUUACCUUAACUGACAUUCCUUUGCAGGACAAAAAUUUUCCACCUGCUAAUAAAGUGUUACCUAUUGAAACGGAGACAAUGAACGAUGCAGAUUUUUUCGAUAUGUCUCAAACCACAAGUGUAGAGGAUACUAAGUUCCAUUUUGAAAAUCCCAACAAGUCUCUCAAUGUUGGUGAUGUUGUAAAAGUACGAAUGGAUUUGAUUGAUAAAGCAGGAAGACCACGGACAGUAGGUGGUGAUGACGUCAGAGUGUUGAUUCAGUCACAAAAUUUGGAAUAUAAAGCUUGUGCUGACGUUGUUGAUUUAAAAAAUGGAAGCUACUUGGUAACAUUCAUUAUGUUAUGGGAAGGAAAUAGCUCUAUAUCUAUAAGUGUACCUUAUACAAGGGAGAUAAUAGCUACCAUGUUGAAAUGGCGACGCCAAUAUAAAACUGUGUUUUAUUAUUAUGGAUACUUCAAAUUGGGCAAUUUACAAGAAUACACCGUUUGUUCUCCAUUUUCUACUAUUCCUGGAUAUACGAGACUGUGUGACCUGGCGUUAGUGAAUGAUGGAUUACCAUGGUUUUGUGGACAGCCAUUGAACACUGCUCUGAAUUGUGAUAAUUUAGUUUCCAUUCAUGACUUAGAUUUUUCUGAAAUACCAGUGAAUAAUGCUUUGUAUUCUACUUUUGCUAGGAAAAAUAUGAAUAUGAAGAUAACUUCAAAAAUUCAAUUGCACGCCGUCAGAGCUAGAAACUCAAUUAAGAAAAAGAACUGCAAUCAAAUGCAACCUAAAGAAACAUGGGACACAAAAAUGCCAUCAGGAUUCGCCCUUAAAGGCCAAUGGAUAAAUUUUAAGUGUAAUAAUUUCGUCAACCUUAAAACAGCUCCGUUGUGUUUAAGAAAUACUACUUUAGUUUUAUAUGGGGACUCCACCACACGUCAGUGGUACUCGUAUAUUGUGACACAGCUUACAAAGUGCAAAUUAGUGACUCAAAAAUGGUCUGGAAGAAAAUGGUAUGAUAACUCGGAAUGUGUUGAUACAAAAUUGGAUUUUACUAUAAAAUGGCUACCGCAAAUACUGCCGUUUUCAAAAGGGUCAAGAGUUCCGGGAGGCAAAUUGAACCUGAGAUCGGUCAGUACACAUCUUGAUCAAUUACCGGCUAAUGGUAGGAUUAUCUUUGUGUUUCAUUUGUAUGCCCAUAUCACGAGACAGCAUUAUUCACUAUAUUGGGACCACGUCAUCUCGUUAAAAUCUUCAGUUAGAAAUGCUCUCAAGAGAAAUAAGGAAUUGACAAUAGCUAUCAAGUCUCCCUAUGUGUUUUAUUCAUCGGACUGUAUGUCCACAUUAAAUGAUUAUCAUGGAAAGUUAUUUAUAGAAAUUCUCCACAAGGAAUUUGCCGAAUUCAAGGACUCUGUGAUAUUUUUAAAUUAUUGGGAGAUGACUCAAGCUGUGGAAAAUUAUGGCAUUCACCCACCACAAUCUACAGUAUGGGAACAUAUUCGUCAUUUGCUUGGGUUGGUUUGCAAAUAA